Phaeodactylum tricornutum CCAP 1055/1 is the source of this 1471-nucleotide messenger RNA. RefSeq lists its product with no specific name. Gene Ontology annotation, molecular function: protein binding. NCBI's taxonomy places the organism in Eukaryota, Bacillariophyta, Bacillariophyceae, Surirellales, Neidiaceae. The transcript is spliced from 2 exons. The record is from RefSeq and is a predicted model, not a curated record. Bases 123 to 1436 code for a protein of 437 amino acids.
CGUUACUACAGUGGACGACCCACAUUCCGCACGGAAAGACUUGCCGUAGCCGCUAUACACAGUAAUCGGUUGUAUAUAACAAAGAGUAAGCUCUUUGACCGAGAAGACAGGAACGUAGCAUCAUGCAUUGGUACCAAGUCCAAAUGCAGUUUACGCUGGUGCUAAGCUUUGCAAUCUGCGGUCUCACACAAAGCGGUACAUCAUGGGACACUGUGCGGCUCGUGCCAGUGGAAGACCCAACCCAGUCUCCCGAAACCUCGUAUCGCUCCGAGGACGACGCUUCGUUUGCGAUAUAUUCGAGAAAUCUGUCUUCUGUUCUGGGCGACAAGCAAACUUUUUACAACGACUUUAUGGAAGGAUGCCGCAAGGCUGUGAUGGAAUCAGGAUCCGAUCCUGAUGUUGUGUGCGACAAAGAUGAUGGCCACCGAAUGCGUAUGAAUGUCUACCAGCCUCAGUCGGUAGUCAAUUACACCAAGACUGGAUUUGCAAAAGUGAAAACCCCUCCCGAGGUCUUUCGUUUGCUCAAAGAGUUCUGGGAUUUGAACAAAGAAAAAUCCUACGUAGAAUGGAGUGGGCCAACACCGUACCACAACAAUUGGGAAGUGCCACCGACGGUCAUUCGCGUCGACAACACUACUUUAGAAACCGGCGGCAUCGAAUUACAAAGGGCUAUAUCAAAUGCUGCGAAAGCUCUCAUGGAGGAAUGGACUGGGCAGCGUCUUUCCUAUUCUUCGGUCUACGGUAUUCGCAUUUAUCAUAAUCAAUCCGUGCUGUCGCCACACGUGGAUCGAUUGCCACUCGUCAGUUCCGCCAUUAUCAACGUGGCGCAAGAUGUCGACGAAGAUUGGGUUUUGGAGGUAUACGAUCAUGAUGGAGUUGCCCAUAAUGUUACUAUGGAGCCAGGUGACAUGGUCUUAUACGAGAGCCAUUCGGUCAUUCACGGGCGGCCAUUCCCUUUACAAGGAAAAUUCUUCGCCAAUUGUUUUGUGCACUUUGAACCGCUUGGGCCGCUCGAUCAAUCUGAAAUCAGCGUGAAUAAUGGUGAUUUACCUCCAUACCUUAUUCCCGGCUCGCAGUGGGAAGCAGAAUACCGCCUCAAACACCCAGACGGUUGGAGUGUUUUGAGCGAUCCCAUGUCUCUCAUUCAAAGCGGAGAUUUGCCUCUCUUGCGAUAUGUCGGCAGGAACAAGCCGGAAGUCCUUCAUAAACCGGACAAAAUAGACUGGAGACCAAUCCAUGAGGUUUGCCGACAAGGAAAUCUGGAAAUAUUGAAGUACUUGGUCGAGCAAGACGCUGACAUACAUGCCGUCACAAAGGCAUACGGUAAUUCGGAGCCGCUUGACAUUGCCAAACGAUAUCUGGCCUCCGAUGAUCCGGUAAUUGAAUAUCUCGAGGAGAAACUACGGGCAGAAGAAAGCGAUCAUUCCGAGCUUUAAACCAGCCAAUUAGUUUAUUCUUUUUAUAGCACGCU